CUCCAGCCCCUAAAAGAAAAGUGUAAUUUGAAGAAAAGAGAACAAAGAAAUCAGAGAGUAUAAAAUCCCUCGGCUAGUCUGCACUCGGUCAGAGUUAAAGCUCGACAGACAGGCGCGCGCUCUCUCCCCGCCUUCCCUCGCGCUCGUGAAGUGCCCCGCGCGCAGGUGGUGCGUGCGGCUCUGAAUCCGAUCGGGAUGAUGCGAUCUGCACAGUUUCUCGCUGCAGUCUUAUGCUGCUUAGUGUGCAUUCAUUCUCUGCCGGUACCGGACGGAAACGGCCACAGGUACAAACCUGCAGCGGACUGGACUCAAAAGACACAUCACCAUGGCCUGAAGAAGAGGGGCCGACUUCAUCACAUUCAGGACACCCUGAGUGAAGACUCUGGCAAUAAAAGAGUACAUCCACACUCGACUCUUCCCAAUAAUGACACUGAGUUCUGGAACAGACCUCGCUGUGGAGUCCCAGACUACCCCUCACAGAAGGAAGGGAGCGUCCUUAAUUACUCAACCCUCAAAGGAAGUUUGCUUGGGGGCCGUCAUCGCCGAAAACGCUUUGAUUUGUUCGGAGGACGCUGGGACAAACCAGACCUCACAUACAAGAUCAUGCGGACGCCUUGGCAGAUGAGUUUAGAGAAAGUCAGACAAGUGCUGAGAGAGGCACUGCGGGUCUGGAGUGAUGUCACCCCUCUCACCUUUACUGAGGUCACCAAUGGCCGGGCGGAUAUCAUGAUUGACUUUAACAGGUACUGGCAUGGAGACAAUCUUCCUUUUGACGGCCCAGGAGGAAUUCUGGCUCAUGCCUUCUUUCCCCGAACUUACAGAGAGGGAGACAUUCACUUUGACUACGAUGAGACUUGGACAGUGGGGAACAGUAUGGGUACUGACCUCCUCCAGGUGGCUGCUCAUGAGAUCGGUCAUGUUUUAGGAUUGCAGCACUCCAUGGCACCAGGCGCAGUGAUGUCACCUUUCUACACUUUCUCCUACCCUCUCAAACUGAGUGAAGAUGAUAAGCGAGGUAUACAGUCUUUGUAUGGAUCCAGAAAUACAGAUGAUAAAGUAAAGACGGAAGAGAGGACUCGCAAAGUCACAGAAACUAAUGAGAUUGAAAGCACAGUGCCUGAUGCUUGCCAAACUGAUUUCGAUGCUGUAUCUAUGAUCCGAGGCGAGCUGUUUUUCUUUAAGUCGGGUUAUGUCUGGCGGAUCCGUGAUGGUAAACUCCAGACUGGAUAUCCUGCAUUGGCGUCCAGGCACUGGAGAGGAAUCCCAGGUGACAUUGAUGCUGCCUUUGAGGACAAAUCUGGAAAUAUCUGGUUCUUCCAAGGCCAGAGUUACUGGGUUUUUGAUGCAGAGAGGCAGAUCACAGGGCCGGACUCUGUACGACGACUAGGUCUAACAGUGACUGACAUUCAGGCCGCCCUCAUGUGGGGAGAAGACAAGGCCCAGAAGAUCUACUUCUUCAAAAAGGGAAGCUACUGGCGAUUCAACCUGAAGGAAAACCGCGUAGACUCAGUCCACCCUCGCAGCAUGAGAGACUGGAGGGGCAUACCGGAUGACAUCGACGCUGCUUUCCAGGACCGAUUCGGCUUCGCCCACUUCUUGAGAGGGAAGCAGUACUGGAAGUUCGACCCAGUAGAAGUGAGGGUGCUGGAGGGAUACCCACGAUAUAUUGGCAUGGAUUUCUUUGAUUGUUCAGCAGCCAUGUAUCGAUGAAUCUCGGGUACAACUAGACGGAAUUUAUCCCAAAUGUAUUGCUGAUCUUUGUCACGCAACCUAAUGCAACAGGCAGUUUUCACCAUGUUUAAAUCUGAACCAAUCUAGGUCUAGUAUUUUUAUUUAUAUCACGCAAAGUGUCAGAUGUACAGUUUCUAAAUCUCGCCACUGGAUCAAACAAUUUUUUGGUGGAUUCAAGCAGACACUGUUUAUCUACUCAAGAUGCUACAUCUGCGCCAAUUAACCAUAUCGCAGGAUCUUCUCAUCUGCAAAACAAUGACUCUCAUUUCUCAGGAAAAGCAGGAUAUUCUGGCCUUGAAAUAUUUUUCGUAUAUAUUUUGUGUACUUGGUUAUUUAUUGUUUGUAUAUUUUUGGCAGUAUUGAUAGUGUUAGGAAAGCAUAAUGGCCUUUUUUAUACCAUAUUGUGCAAUUAAUGAUGUGCCGUUGAUUACCAUUUUUUUGUCCUUAGAAACAAGCAAGAAUUGCAUUAAACAUAAUGCACUUACAGUGGAGAUCUCUAAGGCAAGUAAUUUAAAUCAGAACCUGAAGCGCAUACUAAUAACUUUUAGUACAAAUGUAGGUGACAAAAACUUGAGGUAAACAUGUACAUCAUUUAUUAAAGCAUCCUAAAAAAACAAUAAUUUAGUUCUCAGAGCAAUGAUUUUUUACUGAACGUUUUAGAGAUAGCUGAACAUUUUAUACUGUGUUUGAAUCUUUGAAGGGUCUGAAUUUUAAAGCGUAGAACCAUGAUGCUGUACUUUCAGCAUUUAGGGACUUUUCUUUCAUUUUUUUAAAAUGAGAAAUGGCAAUAUGGCGUGACACAAGUGACCUUUGGGAGUAGCUGUUAAUGUGAACGUCCGUUUAGGCUUAACUUAAGUCCGUCAGAGACUUAUGAAGACCUGUUUUUCAAUAGUGAUAAUGUAUAUUUUACAGUGCAGGUCACUGAUGCUGUUCACGUGUAUCUAAUGAAAUGUUUUGCAUAGUGUGGCUACUGAGGAAUAUAAUCCUUAUAGCAUGAUAAUGAUGGCUUUUGAUCGAGGGAAACUGUACACUUCUCAUUCUCUGUUAUUAUGUUUGUCAUGUAAUCGAUUCGUUCUGUUGUUAUUAUGUUAUUUGCUGUGUAAAUAUUUUGUAAAAAGAAUUGUAUUAUAUUUUCAGCUCCAAUAAAAAACCUCUCUUUGUUUAUUGUA
This is a messenger RNA of Puntigrus tetrazona (Sumatra barb), 2900 nucleotides long. RefSeq names its product matrix metallopeptidase 11b (gene mmp11b). Bases 196 to 1710 code for a protein of 504 amino acids. The transcript is spliced from 8 exons. Lineage: Eukaryota; Metazoa; Chordata; Actinopteri; Cypriniformes; Cyprinidae. Gene Ontology annotation, cellular component: extracellular matrix. Gene Ontology annotation, biological process: collagen catabolic process; extracellular matrix organization; proteolysis. The record is from RefSeq and is a predicted model, not a curated record. Gene Ontology annotation, molecular function: metalloendopeptidase activity; zinc ion binding.